AUGAUUCAAGAAGCCGACAUCGGAAUCGGAAUCAGUGGAGUUGAGGGAAUGCAGGCGGUUAUGUCGAGCGACAUCUCAAUUGCUCAAUUCCGGUUUUUGGAACAAUUGCUAUUAGUCCAUGGACAUUGGUCUUACCGAAGAAUUUCUUCAAUGUUAAGAAUUCUAUAUGCUAUUUUUUCUAUAAAAACAUCGUAUUUGGAACCACGAUUUUCUUGUAUGAAGCUUAUGCAUCAUUCUCAGCUCAACCUGCGUAUAAUGAUUGGUAUUUGUCUCUUUACAAUGUCUUCUUCACAUCGCUUCCUGUCAUUGCAUUGGGAGUAUUUGAUCAAGAUGUAUCUUCUCGAUUUUGUCUCAAGGUAUUGA
Messenger RNA from Lactuca virosa, 363 nucleotides. The record is from the annotation of a GenBank genome assembly. NCBI's taxonomy places the organism in Eukaryota, Viridiplantae, Streptophyta, Magnoliopsida, Asterales, Asteraceae.